CCAGAGAUAGGGCACUUGCAGGUUCUGACGUCAUCAGCAGUCGCCCACUGGAGGCUUCCAGAAAUCAGCCCGGUAAGAAGAGUGCUGGCAGCUGUCAGUGUGACCCAGAGCUAGUAUAAGUCCCAGCAGAGGUCAUCAUGCCCCGAGGUAGUCGCAGUGUCUCUUCUCGCCAAGCUGCCAGCCCAGCAGCUUCUCAUGCACCGGCUCCAGCGCACCCACCGCCCUCGGCUGUGGCCGCAGCUCCAGCUCCGUCUCAGGGGCCCGGGCUGAUGGCUCAGAUGGCUACUACAGCAGCCGGGGUAGCUGUGGGCUCCGCAGUGGGCCACGUUCUUGGUGGAGCCCUUACUGGCGCUUUCAGUGGAGGAAGCUCGGAGCCAGCAAAGCCCGCUGUACAGGAGGCCCCAAAGCCCCCCACCUACGCCCAGCAGCCACAGUCUACUUAUGGCCCCUGCCAUUAUGAACUGAAGGAAUUCUUGAACUGUGCUGCCAAUAAUGAUGACCUGGUCCUGUGUGAGGGAUUUAGCGAAGUCCUAAAGCAGUGCAAACAAAACUAUGGUAUCUCUUCCCUCAUUUAAUAGUCUUCUGGAUCCUCGCUGGACAGUGAAAAGCCAUAUCUCAGCAGCAGUAUAUUUUAAUUCUCUACCCACUACAUGCCCAGGGAAGUUACCUUUCAGUAGAAUAUUUAAUAAAUAUAUUUCUAUUUUAAUUAA
This is a messenger RNA of Rana temporaria (common frog), 710 nucleotides long. RefSeq names its product coiled-coil-helix-coiled-coil-helix domain containing 10 (gene CHCHD10). The record is from RefSeq and is a predicted model, not a curated record. Gene Ontology annotation, cellular component: mitochondrion; nucleus. The transcript has 4 exons. Gene Ontology annotation, biological process: mitochondrion organization. Bases 138 to 575 code for a protein of 145 amino acids. NCBI's taxonomy places the organism in Eukaryota, Metazoa, Chordata, Amphibia, Anura, Ranidae.